Alligator sinensis (Chinese alligator) is the source of this 721-nucleotide messenger RNA. Its product is annotated as WAP four-disulfide core domain protein 5-like. The transcript has 3 exons. The coding region runs from base 53 to 721 and encodes 222 amino acids. Gene Ontology annotation, molecular function: peptidase inhibitor activity. The record is from RefSeq and is a predicted model, not a curated record. Lineage: Eukaryota; Metazoa; Chordata; Crocodylia; Alligatoridae. Gene Ontology annotation, biological process: innate immune response; antibacterial humoral response. Gene Ontology annotation, cellular component: extracellular region.
GGCAGGGUGACAUAUAUAGCGCGGCCGGCCUGGCACUGGGCACGGCAGCACCAUGCAGCGGGGCAGUCUGUUCCUGCUGGUGGGGAUCCUCGCCCUCUGGGCCGCGCUGCAGCCUGCGUCUGGGCAGGUCCCUCUAGAGAGACCCGGCAAGUGCCCCACGCCCACGGGUGCUGGGACUUGUGUGGAGGAGUGUGGUGGCGACCAUCAGUGUCCCCAGGGGAAGAAGUGCUGCAGCAAUGGCUGCGGCCAUGUCUGCAUGCCAGGCAUACAGGCAGUGAAGCCCGGGAAGUGCCCUCCUGACUACAUCCGGUGCAUCCGUGCCGAGGAGGACCAGUGCCGCCGCGACGAGGAGUGCCGGGGACAGCAGAAGUGCUGCUACAACGCAUGUGCCCGGCGCUGCGUGGAGCCUGUGCCAGGUACCGGUGCAGCCGUGGCGUGGGCAGCAGGGAGCGGGCAGAGCAGGGAGCCCAGCCCUUGGCUGCAGGCCCGGGGCACCGCUCCGGUGCCAUCGCGCCCCCAGCCCGGGCUGAGCUGCGGUGGGGCCGUGCCCGGGCAGUCUCCUCGCUCCUUGCCGGGCGGUCUCUGCGCAUGGGGCUGGGCCGGGCUGGGGGUGGCCGAGGUGGGGCAGCGCGGCCGGCCUGACACGGAGACGUCUUGCUGCAGACGACCAGCAGCAGGACCAGGGCAGGUGCCCUCCACCCCUGCAGGGUGGGAGCUGUGA